AUGGUCGCUAUUACAGUAAAAAAUCUAUUGAAAACAUGCAUUCAUACAUUAUGGAAAUUAGUUCAAUUAUUAUGCUUUAUAGUUAUUGUUCCACCAUUAAUUAAUUAUGCAUCGUUGAAACGGGAAGCACCUUUACUUGGACAACAUGGUUUACCAUAUGAUAUCGGAUAUGGUCAAAAAUUAUUUUUACGUUGUCGAGGACGUGGUUUACCAACAGUUAUCUUAGAUGCUCCAACUGGUAUGAAUUCGGAUAUUUGGCUUCCUCUUCAAGAAAGUCUCAAACAGAUAACUACAGUAUGUAUUUAUGAUCGAGCUGGUUUAGGAAUGAGUGACCCACCACCGCCACCACCUCCAUCAUCAAGUUCAACAACUGAACAAAAGUCAGAUGAUAAAGAAAAGAAAAUACCUAAACAUCGUGGCAUGGAUUAUACUGUAGAAAAAAUGUCGGAAGAUCUUAAUCGUCUUAUAACUGCAACAAGUCAACAAGCAAAACCAUUUAUUCUAGUCGGUAAUGAUCUUGGUGCUAUAGUUACUCGUUUUUAUACACAAAUGUAUGAAUUUGAUGUUAGUCAUUUGUUUUUAAUUGAUCCAUUAGUCGAAACAUUAUUUGAUAAUGAACAAUGGAAAGACCAUUGGUAUAAUAAAAUAAUUCCUCGUUUACAUGCUAUGCAACUUUCAGCAGCUGUUGGUAUCAAUCGACUUCUUGUUUUAACAUCGAUGAUUGAUACACCAUUAGGUAUAGAAAAAUCGAACAAUAUAGAAGAUGAUACUAUUAAUAUUAAUCAUCGACAAAAACAUUUACUUUGUGAUGCUUCUCAUAUUAGCUCAUCUAUUCGAGAACAUUUUCAUAUGAAUGAAACAUUUUCACAAAUGAAAUUGGCUUGGCGAAUGAAAGCUUUUCCUUCGAAUGUAUCUGUAACAAUUAUAAAUCGUCGACAAUAUGAUAAAAAUCUAUCCAAUGAUUUGAAUAAAGCAUGGGAUGAAUCACAAGAAUAUCUUCGUACGCAAUUAUUUCGUAAUCAAGCUCAACAUCGAAUAAUUGAUUCAACAGAUAAAUAUUUUAUCUUUAAUAAACCAGAUCUAUUAGAAACAUUAAUUGAAGAUUCAAUAAAUAAAUGGCGGGAACAAACAAAAGCGGCAUAA
This is a messenger RNA of Adineta steineri, 1143 nucleotides long. The record is from the annotation of a GenBank genome assembly. NCBI's taxonomy places the organism in Eukaryota, Metazoa, Rotifera, Eurotatoria, Adinetida, Adinetidae.